AUGCUGCCGGUCCGAACAUCAGUUUCAACAUCAAACGGAACCCGCCAAACGCAACGUUCCGGUCCGCCGCGCGUGGAACGCGACUCGCAUACCGGCCAAACGGAAACGGUUGAAAAAUCGACGCCCGAAUCCGCGUUCGCCGUAACGCGAACGUUCGCGUUAACGCGCGGACGGUUUGCGGUAAACCUCCGACUUUCACGGCCCGCGCGACGCCCGCCUAGCGGGAACGUUGCUCCGAGCAAAAGACACCGCGAUCGUUGCGGGCGACGAGAAAGUCCGAGAGCUAGUCUCGUGAUUUAUCGACGGCUCGACAAGGCUGCUCGAACAGCACUAGUGACCGGGAAGUUC
Iphiclides podalirius (scarce swallowtail) is the source of this 348-nucleotide messenger RNA. The record is from the annotation of a GenBank genome assembly. Lineage: Eukaryota; Metazoa; Arthropoda; Insecta; Lepidoptera; Papilionidae.